This is a messenger RNA of Phoenix dactylifera (date palm), 3658 nucleotides long. Its product is annotated as putative ribonuclease H protein At1g65750. Lineage: Eukaryota; Viridiplantae; Streptophyta; Magnoliopsida; Arecales; Arecaceae. Gene Ontology annotation, molecular function: nucleic acid binding; RNA-DNA hybrid ribonuclease activity. The record is from RefSeq and is a predicted model, not a curated record.
GCCGGCCCCCUCCGUCCCUACCGACUGUUACCGCAGGUAGACGGAAAUACGGGGUGCGAAGACAACAUAAAAUUAUCAUUAGAUCAUCAACCCCAACCCCACCGCCCUUCCAUGCCGCUUUCCCACUCUCCCGCCCUCCCCCGCCUCCCUGCGACUCAAAAAAACAAAUAAAAAUCCCUGACCCUAUUUUUCCACUUCGAUUUUUUCCAAUCCGAUGUGAGAUAGAUUGAAAUCGUGGUCUCUGGGGGACGAUUACGAAGAAAAGGAAGAGGAAGAGGAGAGGUGGAUCGAGGUGGUGGUUCCCCGGCUCGCUCCGUCGACAUGCCGUCCGGUGCGAAGAAGAGGAAAGCGGCCAAGCGCAAGAAGGAGCAGGAGGAGAAGGAGAAGGCGAUGGGAAGCAUCCCCGACUCACCCCUUUGCCCAACUGAUGACCCUCCUCCUUCCCCUCCCGCUCCCCUUCAACUCCAGGGUAAUGAUCGCAAGGAUCGGACGGCCCAUGACGACGGGAAGACGCCAUUCGCGACACUGUCUCAGGUGAACGAGGAGGAAGGGGAGGGAGUUCCUAGGUCUGAAUGCGUUGCUGUUGAUCUGGCAACGGAGAGCUCGGAGAAUGAGGUUAAGGUGCAAGGAAUGGCUGCUGCAGCGGCGGAAGAGGGUCCUCCCGCACCAAAAGAUGAGUUGGGCGUCGAGAUUGUUCGGUCUGAGAAGGGAGAGCCCUGCGACGCCGAGGGUGCCAAGGAGUUGGUUAUUCAUGUCGAACAGAGUGAUGUCGCGAGUAAGGAGGUGAAACGAGAAAAGGCAUCCCUGGCUGAGACUCCGAAAGAGGCAUCGGCUGUGACGGAUCCUCCUCCAUCCCAUGAAUCUGAAGUGAAGGCAGUGCCUUUGCCGGAAGAGGAUGCAGUCGAAGAGCAGCCUCAUGCGAGUGGGGGAGCCGGCCAAGGUACUGGUACAGCAGAGAUGGUGCCGAAUACUGAGGUAGUGCAUCGUGCGAGAUGGUGGAAUUGUUGUGGACUGCUUGAUGUUCUUGCGCGCUCUGAAAGAUAAUCUCAGCAGAAGUGUGCAGAGAGGAGUUUUUGCUUUCAGCUUGGGGAUCUUGGAGAAAUAAAAGGAUUAAGCGAAAAUUUAGGGCUGGUUAUUGAAAGUUUAUUUGUCAUGCAACCAACCCAGUCAUUAGUGUGAUAGACUAAAUGAUUUGGUUAACCGCAUCUCAUGAAAGUUUCCUUUUCUCUUUAAUUGAUCAUGUGUGAUGGUUAUAUGCAUGGAAAGGCUAGCAUGCAAACAUGUUUAGUCAUUUUUGGAUCCUUUUUUUGUAAGAUCUAGUAGUAGUGAACUAUUUUUUUAAUGAGCCAGUGUUGCAUAUGAUCUGAUAUUAGUUUGUUUAAAAUUUUUAUCUACUUAAUAUUUAGUUUCUUAGUCUCUUCCAAUAUAUCUGAAAUGCAUGGUUCUUUUAAAAUUUUUUAAUCCAUAUGUCUUCUUGUUAAGUUAAUAUCAACAUAAUAAUUUAGGUCACUAACAAUUUCAAUGUUAACCCUGAUUUGAUCAUGAGAUUUUAGCUCAUUGAUUACCCAAGCAUUGUCACUUGUGAGGGCUUUUUAUCAAAACUAAUAGCUGUGGGAAUGAUAUUGGUUGGGUUCUUUUUGAUAGAUAUAGGAAUAAUAAUAUAUUCAGGGCCAAGGACUUUUGAAACAAAACUUAGUUUUUCCUCUUAAUUUAAUGGUUUCUCUUAUUACAGAGCUUUUUUAAGGAUAUUAUAUUCUGGUGCAUAAAAUAGAUGCAACUGUAAGAACCUUCACAAAAUCAAUGCUAUUUUCAAGAGUAAAUGGUUGUUGUAAUUACUCCACAAAUCUUUCUGUAUGUUCUAACUGCGAAGCAAUAUAGUCCUCCAUGUAUGAUAAUCAUGGAGGUCAAGAAUUGGUCAUUUUUUGAAGUAAAAUUCUUUAUACUUUUCUAGGACUUGAUCACUUGAAGAAUAAAACUCGUGUAAAAAGAAGUAAAGUGACCAGGAAGUAGAGUAUUGCUCCUCUUCUAUUGUCAAUUAAUAUACCGAGUAAUGUUUAUUAAUCCUUUCACAGUUAUAAAAUAAUGAACUUCAGUUUGCAUAGCCACUUAUAACCAUUUAACAAAUAAACUAAAAAAAUAAAUAGGAGUAAUUACUGCCUGUUAUGUCCCUCGUAUGGUAAUAGACGGAUUUGUUCUUGAUUCUUCGAUAAUUGCAGUUUUGAUUACAAAUGCUAGUUUUUACAGACGUAGUCACUGUGGGUCUGGUUCCAUAUCCAAUUCCACCACUAAUGUCGCCGGAUGUAUUUGCAGUCAAAUCUGCUGUUUUAUUUCUCUCCCCAUUUGUAAGAGAUUCUGGGAUUGGUAAUUUGGAUAUAUUCUUCCACAUUAUGAGAGUAUAUUCUUGAUUUCACUUCAUUUUGCUCCCUUUGGGCAUGAAGCCUGCAUGUCAAUCUUUCUUUUGUUUCUCCAGCUGAUUGUUCAAGCCUUCAAAAACAUCCUUGAGAUCUUGGAAGCGGACAUGCCAUCUAUGAUCAUCUGUGGGAAAUAUGCAUAUCAGUAUUCCCUCCACUCUUUCUUAUUCACCUACCAUUACCUGCAUUACUAUCCUUAGUAUGUCAGUAGUGCUCUUUUUUUUUUAAUUUUUAAACAUGCUGUGGGCAUCAAGCCUCGUCUCGACUAUCCUAGUUCUGCUACAUGGAUCCUCAUCCACCAAGUAUUCCUAUUUAGAGUUUGGAUCAAUUUCACUGUGAUAUGUUUCUUAAGAUAGGCUGUCAACCUAGCAUCAGUCUUCCAUCUUUUUCAUCCAGAUCCUGGAUUGGACUCGGGGAUGCUGAUUGUUGUUGAAUGAUCCUCAUAUUUUUCCCCCUCCACUUGAAUUGAAUUUUGUAGCUUUGUCCUUUAACAUGCAAACCCGAGUGCUCAAGAGCUGUCUAAUUCGAACACUCUUAAGUGAGCUGUCAACUCUUUAUGGUUUUCUUGUGAUGAAUUCCAUCUAAAGUAUGAUAGAACAUUCUAUUAGUAUCUACAAAUAAUAGUAAAGUAAGUAGAAAGAAAACAUGAUCUAUUGAAAAUCUAUAACAAUAGGUUCAGUUGUUUUAUUCACUGGAAUCUAAUUAGACUCUAAAUUCUCCCUAGUCUAAUAUGUCUGGUGAUAUGUAUGAGUUCUGUAAUCCACUAAGUCCAGCAGCUUCAUUUCCCGAAUUUUCUUUGCCCUGGUCCACCUUUUUCCUGAUAGAAGUUUGUCUGCUUGAUAAUGCACAUGGUGUCUUUGUUAGUGAUCUUAUUCAUUAUUAUGUCAAUAUCCUUUUAGAUGGGGUUGGAUAGAGGAAAGCAUUUAUCUAAUAGUUUUGCAGAACAUCUAAUCUAUUCAAUCUUCUUGCUGAGGGUGCAUGAUUAGCCUUUCAACCUUUCAGCUUCUGUUUGAUUUGAUUGAGGAAAGAAAACACUUAUUUUUAUUUCAUGGGUAGAAGAGGGCAUCAUGGGUAGAGAGCCUUACGUAAUAUUGAGAGAACCUUGCAGACUCUCCUUAUCUUAGGAAAUAGAUUACUUAGAAGCAGGCCCACAGGUCUUUACGCUCAUUGACUGCUGAAGGUUUUUAUUUUCUCUAGAUGUUACAUGGGUGAGUUAGGAGUUGUAGUUGCUUUACUUGCAUCAGAGU